Messenger RNA from Hylaeus anthracinus, 6680 nucleotides. It is a transcript of the gene MRP, whose product is annotated as multidrug resistance-associated protein 1. NCBI's taxonomy places the organism in Eukaryota, Metazoa, Arthropoda, Insecta, Hymenoptera, Colletidae. Gene Ontology annotation, biological process: transmembrane transport. Gene Ontology annotation, cellular component: membrane. The record is from RefSeq and is a predicted model, not a curated record. The transcript has 22 exons. Bases 997 to 5619 code for a protein of 1540 amino acids. Gene Ontology annotation, molecular function: ATP hydrolysis activity; ABC-type transporter activity; ATP binding.
UUUUGAAAAGAUAAACCGGUAUUUUCAGUGAUGUACAUGGAAAAUAAUUCUAGGAGAGUUUAUUAACAUAAUAGAAUUUUGGAAAAAACGAACAAAGAAACUAUACUCAUAUUCCUUAUUUACUUUUAUUUUUCAUUCCAUUUAAAUUUGUCUUCUUGUUUUGGCAAGUUCAUUUAGUAUGUCCUCUACAGAAAUUGAAACAGUUUAUAACUAUUUAAUAGUGCUAAACCAUUCUAUCUCGUAUCGCUAAUAGCACUUCGUACAAGUCAUGUAAAAAAUAUAAAAUAUGUGCCUACUCAUUGUAGUUGCUAUCUGUAGACAUGCAUGUAAUAAGAACAUCUUUAUUGUUACAUAAUAAAAAUGUUCCUUGAAGCAUUCCCGGUACAAUGUUAACAUUUUCAACGUGUCUAAACCGAAAUAUGUAAACAACAUUUAAGAAACCAUAUAAACAGUACGAAUUAAAAGAAAGUAUAUAUGAAUAUUUAUUUGAUGUAGUUUAUGCAAUGUUGGAUUGAAAGUUACCAUGGAGGGACAAGGGUUCUAACUUCUAGAAAAUUUUUCGUAUGUACAACACUGGUUAUUUUAGAACAGUGCGCAGGCAGAUUGCAAAGUAAGAUAAUGUGACGCAAUGUCUUGAUGGAAAUCUGAUUGGGCAAAUAAACCGACAAUGCUAUAGUGUGAAUCGGACUGAUUUCGGGCACAGUUUGCGUUUGCUUGAGAAAGCGAGUGUGGACUGUGGAGUGGUCGAAUGGACAACAGUGGAGUAUCAGUUGGUAUCAUCGAUGUUGGGCAUAUGCCAAUAAUCCUGAAAUUGUGCAUUUCUACGAACAAUUGUCUCGUGGUUAAGUACAACCGCUAUUUGAAAUUAAAGACAUUUAUCAAUCAACGUGUAGUAUCUCGUUAGCUGUCUGAGAAAACCUAGAAAGAAACGUAACAAUUGUACAAUCUAUAUGUGUAACUGAAUAAAAAAACCAAUGGAAAAGUAAAUGUAUCAUUAUGGAGAAUAAAACUAUGGAUCAAUUUUGCGGUAGCAAAUUUUGGGAUGAAGAUUUAGUAUGGAAUACGGAUGAUCCGGAUAUUCCAGAAUGUUUUCAAAAGACUAUACUAGUAUGGGUACCCUGUGCAUUUUUGUGGGUUUUCUCUGCGAUAGAAGUUUAUUAUCUUAUAAAUAGUAAAAAAAAGAAUGUUCCAUAUACAUGGUUAUUUAUUUCAAAACAAAUACUUGUAGUGGCUCUAAUUGUACUUAGUAUGGUUGACUUAGAAAAUGCUAUAAGUAGAAGUACUAGUGAAACCGUUUUUAGUGUUGACUAUUGUACACCAUCUAUUAAAAUAAUUUCUUUUAUUCUAGCAGGUAUAUUAGUAGUAUAUAAUAGAAAAUGUGGAAUGCAAACUUCUGGAUUAUUAUUUUUAUUCUGGUUUCUUCUUGUAUUAUGUGGAGUUGUUCAAUACAGAAGUUUAUUGAGGUUAUACAUCAAUGAGGGAGAAGCAUCAUAUUCCUUCGUAUCAUACAUGAUAUAUUACCCAUUAGUGGUACUUUUAUUCUUGUUGAACUUUUUAGUUGAUGAAGAACCUAAGUAUUCUGAAUAUCCAAGGGUAGAAAGACCAUGUCCAGAGCAAAAAUCUUCCUUUCCUUCAAAAAUAUUUUUUAGUUGGUUUGAUUCAAUGGCAUGGCAAGGCUUUCGAAAACCUUUGGAAGCUACAGAUUUAUGGUCUAUGAAUCCAGAAGAUUCAGCUGGUGAAAUUGUACCAAGAUUCGAUAAAUAUUGGAAUAAGAAUACACAAAAAAGUAACAAAGUAUUUUGGACUUGCUUUAGUGUACAGAGCACUAAGGCAUCAUUUAGAAAGGCAUCCGGUCAUGUUGAUUUUAAUAGUGGACGUAAAAAAAGAGUAUCAUCAGUUUUACUACCUCUUUGUAGAGCCUUUGGUUCUACUUUUAUAUUUGGUGCUCUACUUAAAUUUGUCCAAGAUAUUAUGACUUUUGCUAGUCCACAAAUACUGAGACUACUUAUUCGUUUUAUCGAUGAACGUGAGACAAUGUGGAAAGGCUAUUUCUAUGCAGUUUUGCUCCUAGUUACAGCUAUUCUUCAAACAUUAAUUUUAUCUCAGUACUUUCACCGCAUGUUCUUAGUUGGUUUGCGUAUGCGUACUGCAUUAAUAGCUGCAAUUUAUCGAAAGGCAUUGAGAAUGUCUAAUUCUGCAAGAAAAGAAUCAACACUUGGAGAAAUAGUGAACUUAAUGUCUGUGGAUGCGCAGAGAUUUAUGGACUUAACAGCAUACAUAAAUAUGAUUUGGUCUGCACCUCUGCAAAUAAUUAUAGCCUUAUAUUUUUUGUGGGAUAUAUUAGGACCAGCUGUACUUGCCGGUUUAGCUGUUCUACUUAUUCUUAUUCCAAUAAAUAUAUUAAUUACAAAUAGAGUGAAAACACUGCAAAUCAGACAAAUGAAACACAAAGAUGAGAGAGUUAAGUUAAUGAGUGAAAUUCUCAAUGGUAUAAAAGUAUUAAAAUUAUAUGCAUGGGAACCUUCGUUUGAAGAAAAAGUACUGAAAAUACGUAUGAAAGAAAUCAAAGUAUUAAAAGAAGCAGCAUAUCUUAAUUCUGGAACAAGUUUCAUCUGGUCUUUUGCUCCCUUUUUAGUAUCCUUAGUAUCCUUUGCAACAUAUGUACUUAUAGACGACAACAAUCAUUUAGAUAGCACAAUUGCUUUUGUUUCACUCAGUCUUUUUAAUAUCUUGAGAUUUCCUCUUUCUGUAUUACCUAUGAUGAUUGGUAACAUGGUCCAGGGCUAUGUGUCUAUAAAACGUAUUAACAAAUUCAUGAAUGCAGAAGAAUUGGAUCCUAAUAAUGUUCAGCACGACCCAUCCGAGCCACACACAUUAUUAAUUGAAAAUGGAACUUUCGCGUGGGAUAUGGAAGUUGAUGAAAAACCAGUAUUAAAAAAUAUCAAUAUACAAGUAGAACAGGGUCAGUUGGUAGCUGUUGUUGGUACAGUAGGAUCUGGUAAAAGUUCUCUUAUAUCAGCAUUCCUUGGAGAGAUGGACAAAAUAAGUGGUAGAGUUAAUACAAAAGGUUCCAUUGCAUAUGUAUCUCAACAGGCAUGGAUACAAAAUGCGUCGUUGCAAGAUAAUGUUUUGUUUGGGAAACCGCUUCAUAAAAGCUUGUAUAAUCGUGUAGUCGACGCAUGUGCGUUGGGUCCAGAUUUAAAAAUAUUGCCUGCAGGUGAUCAAACUGAAAUUGGAGAAAAGGGUAUAAAUUUAUCUGGUGGACAAAAGCAAAGAGUAGCAUUAGCAAGAGCAGUAUACAAUGAUUCUGACGUUUAUUUUUUGGAUGAUCCAUUGAGUGCAGUAGACUCACACGUUGGAAAACACAUAUUUGAAAAUGUGAUCGGCAGUAGUGGUCUACUUAAGAAGAAAACAAGAAUACUUGUUACACACGGCAUUACUUAUUUACCAGAGGUUGAUAAUAUCAUUGUACUUAAAGACGGCGAAAUAACAGAAAUUGGAAGUUACAAACAACUUUUAGAGAAAAGAGGAGCCUUUGCUGAAUUUUUAGUGCAACAUCUUCAAGAAGUGCAUGCUGAUGAUGGCUCUGAAGCUGAUUUAAAUGAAAUUAAGCAACAAUUGGAAUCAACGAUAGGAUCAAAUGAACUGCAACAGAAAUUAGCAAGGGGUAAAUCAAGAGUAUCGGAAAGUCACAGUGAGUCUGGUUCUAUACCUGACAGGAAAUCAUUAAAUGGCUCCUUAAAAAGACAAUAUUCUACAGAUAGUCAACAAUCUGGAAAUUAUUUACAUAGUAGUAGCCAAAAGGAGAUGCAAUUAAAACCGCAAAAAUUAACAGAAAAAUUAAUAGAAGUAGAAAAAACUGAAACUGGAAGUGUUAAAUGGCAAGUGUACUCACAUUACUUCAAGUCCAUUGGAUGGUUUUUAUCGAUAACAACUAUCAUAAUGAAUGCUGUUUACCAAGGAUUUAGCAUUGGUUCAAAUGCUUGGCUCGGUCUGUGGUCAGAUGAUAACUUAACAGAUUAUAGUAAUAAUAAUACAUUCGAUAGAGCAAAACAAGAUAUGUAUCUUGGAGUGUAUGGUGGACUUGGCCUUGGACAGGGCAUAACAGUGAUUGGAGGAGCAUUAAUCAUGGCGAGAGGAUCAAUAUAUGCUUCAGUGCAUCUUUUCGAGAGUAUGCUGAGAAGUGUUCUCCACAGCCCAAUGUUGUUCUUUGACAAAACUCCAAUCGGUCGAAUUCUUAGUCGACUCGGUUCAGACACUGAAGUCAUUGAUAAUACUCUACCAACAAUACUGCGUUCUUGGAUUACUUGCCUUUUUUCGGUUAUAGCCACUCUGUUGGUUAUAAGUGUUACCACACCAAUAUUUAUAGCAGUAAUAGUACCAAUAGGUGUAAUCUAUUACUUUGUCCAACGAUUAUAUGUUGCAAGUUCCCGACAGCUUAAACGUUUGGAAUCUGUUUCAAGAUCUCCUAUAUACUCUCAUUUCAGUGAAUCAGUGUCUGGGGCACAGAUAAUUAGAGCUUUUGGAGUACAAAAACGAUUUAUUCAUGAAUCUGAAAGUAAAGUGGAUUUUAAUCAAGUGUGCUAUUAUCCUAGCAUAAUUGCAAAUAGAUGGUUGGCAGUACGUCUGGAAAUGGUGGGAAAUUUAAUUAUCUUUUUUGCUGCAUUUUUUGCUGUAUCGAGUAGUAAUAUGGUAUCUGGUUUAGUUGGAUUAUCUGUUACUUAUGCCUUACAAGUUACUCAAACAUUAAAUUGGUUAGUGAGGAUGACUUCUGAUGUUGAAACAAAUAUUGUAGCAGUAGAAAGAAUAAAAGAAUAUACAGAAACUCCUCAAGAAGCAGCAUGGAAAAAUCCAAAUUACACGCCGCCUAAUGAAUGGCCUAUGCAGGGACUUGUCGAAUUUAAAGAUUACAAAGUUCGUUACAGGGAAGGCCUAGAACUUGUACUUCACGGAAUAACAUUUGCUGUUAAAGGAGGAGAAAAAGUCGGUAUAGUUGGUAGAACCGGAGCUGGCAAGUCUUCUUUAACAUUGGGCUUAUUCAGAAUAAUAGAAGCAGCUGCAGGAAAAAUUUAUAUCGAUGAUAUUGAUAUUGCCAAAUUGGGUCUUCAUGAUCUCAGAUCUAGAUUGACUAUCAUACCUCAAGAUCCUGUAUUAUUCUCAGGAACUUUCAGAAUGAACUUAGAUCCUUUCAAUAAUCAUACUGAUGACGAAGUGUGGAGAGCUUUAGAACACGCGCAUCUUAAAUCUUUUGUAAAAAAUUUGCCAAAUGGUCUUUUACACGAAGUAACCGAAGGUGGAGACAAUUUGAGUAUAGGUCAACGACAAUUAAUAUGUUUAGCAAGAGCAUUACUUCGAAAAACAAAAGUACUUAUUCUUGACGAAGCAACAGCGUCAGUCGAUCUAGAAACAGACGAUUUAAUUCAAAGAACAAUUAGGCAAGAAUUUAAAGAUUGUACGGUUCUCACAAUAGCUCACAGACUUAACACAAUUCUUGAUACAGACAGGAUCAUUGUCUUGGAUAAGGGACUUAUUGUGGAAUUCGAUUCCCCAGAAGCGUUACUUGGUAACCCAUCUAGCGUAUUCUAUAGUAUAGCUAAAGAUGCAGGCCUUGCAACUUAAAUAAAAUGCAUAUCAUGACUAUCGUGCAAGCAAUGAAAUAAGUUUCUAAUCUAUGGCAGAAUAUGUGCAAGCAAAUGAUAAGAAAAGAAGUAUAGGAAUUCAUUUGCAUAGAAAAAUACAAAAUACUCAUAGGCUUGAAAUGACCGAAAAUUUUGUAGGACAACUUUUUCAAUAAGAUCUUACAAUAUACUUAAAUAAUAUCAAGCACAGCCCAUUUAUAAAGUAGUACGGAUAUCCGUUACUUAAAGUACUGCCAUUUUAGUAGCACAUUCUGUGCUAAGUAGAAUAAGUUUAUAAAUUUGUGUACAGUGACUUAAAGAAAUUUUAAUAAUUUUAGAAGAAAGCUGCCUCUCAGGCUUACACUUGCAUAUAAAACCUGUGCAACGUACAAAGUAGAACAGUAUUUUGUAAUUCCUUCUAAUUACUAUUAAACUUCACUACACUUACACUUUGUUUUUAUUUUUUAUUGCAAGAGCAGUAGCUCAUUACUAACUUUUACUAUUCAAUUACAUUUUAUUAAUUUUAUAAAAUUUCGUUAAUUAAACUACAAUACUUAAACUUCUUAUUCAAGUUUGCACGUUAUAUCUUCAUGCUAUGUAAACUUUUCUUUUAGUACUUAAAAUUUUAAGAAAACUCAAAAUUACAGUUUUAUAUAGUAUGAAAGUUUAAUUUUGAUAUAUCAUGCUAUAUUUGACGAUUUAAUUAUUUAGAUACUAUACAAUUACAUACUAUAUUGUACAUUAAUUACAUACAGUACUUGAAUUCCUGUAGUGCCAUGCAAUCUGUAGACAAAUAUAAGGAAAAAUAUUAAUGCACAUUUAAACUAUUUCUCUUAUAGCUUUUCACAUUUUAAUAAAAACUGCUCGCGGUGCUAUUAUGAGAUAAGAUUAAUAUUUGUGAUUUUUCAAUUAUAAAUGUUCACCAUAUUCAACUACUUUGACUAAUUACUUUUAACAACUAUUUAACUAUUUAUGUAGUGACACAAAUACAGCUGGUAUGGCGCUAAACAGGAUACUAUAAGAAAAUAUUGCAAAUAAAAGGAAUAUAGGUUUCAUCUUGAA